Carassius carassius (crucian carp) is the source of this 1261-nucleotide messenger RNA. Its product is annotated as transmembrane inner ear expressed protein-like. Bases 316 to 1023 code for a protein of 235 amino acids. The record is from RefSeq and is a predicted model, not a curated record. NCBI's taxonomy places the organism in Eukaryota, Metazoa, Chordata, Actinopteri, Cypriniformes, Cyprinidae. The transcript is spliced from 4 exons.
UCCACUUGUGACUUUCCGUGUAGCUCCCUUCCCCCCAAGACUCUCGUAACCUCUCUGUGCACCGGGCGGCAGGGCUGUAAAUGACACUGGGGCUAUUAAUUAAUUAAUGGCCUUUAGCCGAGUGGCUGGCUUUCUGGCUGGGGCUCUGCGGCGGAGAGCGCAGUAUCUCUGUUUGGAAGCAUUAGGACUGCAAGAGACCAGAGCAGCAUUCAUGUAGGGGAGGUGGUGACCGUUUCGCACUGAACGUCUAUCAAUCACCUGCAAUAUUGUGGUCCUGCGCAGUUUUCCGGGCAGAAAGAAGCAGCAGGGGGAGGGAUGAGACGUGGGAGAAGAAGAGGGAAAAUGGCGAUGGAGGGGCCUAGGCAUCACCCGCCAACCCUCGUCCCAUUGCUGAUGAGCGCAACGGCUGUGUUGAUCUCACACCACAUCUUCAACGCCGCUGCCCAGAUACCAGACCCCGAGCUUUUGCCAACAGACCCUCCAAAAAAGCCAGAUCCAGUCACUUCAGAAACAGUGGUGUUUUGGGGUCUUCGAUUAUGGCAGGUUGUAGGUAUUUUCUCCAUGUUCAUCCUAGCAAUUGUAAUAACACUGUGCUGCAUCUUCAAAUGCCGAAUUCCACGAACAAAAAAAGAGAUAGAGGCUCGGCAUGCACAAAGACUAGCCGCAAAAACCUAUGCCAACACACUGGAGACAGUGCCCCCCCUAAAUGAGCUCACAGAGGUGCCGGGAGCGGCUAAGCCUGAGGAAAAGGAGGAGGUGCCAACUGUAGCAGGAAAGGUUGACGCAGAAAAGGGAAAGAAGAAAGAAAAAGAAGGCAAAAAGGAAGGCAAGGGUGCAAAAGAAGGAAAAGAAGGGAAGGGAGAGGAGAAGGAUGAAACCACAAAGAAGAAAGGGGAAAAGGGAGAAAAAGGAGAGAAAGGAGCAUCCAAAAAAGAGGCGUUGGAUGGAGGAAAAGGUAAAAAGGGACGUGGAGAGAAAGGAGAAGAAAAAGGAGGUGGAGCCAAGGGCAGUGCAAAAAAAUGAACAUUUAGUGACCGUAAUGGUGUGUGCUAAACUUUCACUAGCCCUUUUUUAAUAUUUUUUUGUAAGAAAAUGUAUAAAUGUACAUUAACAGCACAUUUAGUGUAAAUUGUAAACAUCGACAAUAAAUGAUUUUCAGUUAAUUAAACAUUUUCAUUUAUUUUGCACGAUACACAUCAGCACUAAAUAAUACAACACUGGUGUACACAGAAAAGAUAGCUUGCAUUUAUGUAAAAUAACA